Aspergillus wentii DTO 134E9 is the source of this 1003-nucleotide messenger RNA. RefSeq names its product F1F0 ATP synthase subunit gamma. Gene Ontology annotation, biological process: proton motive force-driven ATP synthesis. The transcript has 5 exons. The coding region runs from base 101 to 844 and encodes 247 amino acids. Gene Ontology annotation, molecular function: proton-transporting ATP synthase activity, rotational mechanism. The record is from RefSeq and is a predicted model, not a curated record. Lineage: Eukaryota; Fungi; Ascomycota; Eurotiomycetes; Eurotiales; Aspergillaceae.
UAGAAGCACUGCGCCUCCCAAUGCCGCCAACUUCGCGACUCUGCGUGAAAUCGAGGGCCGUCUCAAGUCCAUCAAGAACAUCGAAAAGAUCACCAACACGAUGAAGAUUGUUGCCUCGACCCGUCUCACCCGCGCCCAGAAGGCUAUGGACGAAUCUCGCAACUACGGUCAGACUUCCAACCAGGUUUUCGAGAACGCCGAGACCAAGGCCCUCGACGACAAGAAGACUCUGAUCGUUGUUGCCAGCUCUGACAAGGGUCUUUGCGGUGGUAUUCACUCCGGUCUGAGCAAGGCUACUCGCCGUCUUUUGCAGACUCACUCCAACGCCGACAUUGUCGUUCUCGGAGAGAAGGUCAAGGCCCAGCUGUCCAGAGUCCACCCCGAGCUCAUCACUCUGAGCUUCGCCAACGUCUGCAAGGACAUCCCCACCUUCGCUGAUGCUCAGGCCAUCGCCGACCAGAUCGCUCUGCUGCCCACCGACUACGCCAGCGUCAAGGUCCUCUACAACUCGUUCGUCAACGCUCAGAGCUACGAGCCCACCACCAUUGAGGCUUUCUCUGAGGAGGCCAUCACCCAGUCCGCCAACAUCUCCGCUUUCGAGAUCGAUGACGAGGCUCUCGCCAACCUCCGUGAAUACUCUCUCGCCAACAACUUGUACUGGGCUAUGGCCGAAGGCCACGCUUGUGAGAUCUCUGCUCGUCGUAACGCUAUGGAGAACGCCUCCAAGAACGCCGGAGAGAUGAUCAACAAGUUCCAGAUCUUGUACAACCGUCAGCGUCAAGCCGCCAUUACCGGUGAACUGGUUGAGAUUAUCACUGGUGCCACCGCCAGUGCCGACAUGUAGAAGCUGUCCUAAUGCUUCUGUGGGACUAAGUCGUCUUGUGUGUAGACUUGUCCAUAAAUACCUAGAUCUAUUAUCAGCCUGUAAAAUCAGUCUCAAUCCAUUAUAUUUCUUUUGUGGUUUUCAGUCUUUUGUUGCCUAGGCUUUUGAUGCAUUUGUUUA